Rotaria socialis is the source of this 579-nucleotide messenger RNA. NCBI's taxonomy places the organism in Eukaryota, Metazoa, Rotifera, Eurotatoria, Philodinida, Philodinidae. The record is from the annotation of a GenBank genome assembly.
AUGGAUUUAUCUGGUUUUGGUCGUGAGGACUUAGAGCAAGGAAAGCUGAAUGAUAUGCUACAUAAAGCUCAACAACCUGGAGGUGAUGACGAAGAGGAGGAUGAAGAUACAUCGUGCCGUACUGCAUCGGACCAACAGGCGAAUCUAUUCUCGAUGGGGAGUUCACUAUUAAAUCAAUUUUCUCGUGGUGGUGGUGGUGGCGGUGGCGGAGGUGGAAACAAUUCUGCUGAUAUGAUCCAAGGUGCCAUGAACGCAUAUAACAUGUUUUCAGGUGGUAAAAAUCAAAGUAGUGGUGGCGGCGGUUUUCUCGAUAAUAUCAGUUCAUCAUAUCAAAAUGCUCAAAAAAUGUAUGCUCUUUACCAACAAUUCGAUAAAAAUGGCGAUGGAAAAAUAACUGUUGAAGAUAUACAAAUUUAUCUUCAAGAAAUGGGACUUGGAUUUGUUUCACCAUAUUUGGCUCAAGCGUUAUUUCAAGCAGUCGAUCAAAAUCAUAAUGGUUCACUGGAUUUUACGGAUCUUAUGGCAUUAACUACUUUAUUAAAUAAGAUGUCCGGCCAAUUCGGUGGAAUACAAAAAUAA